GCUUGCUUCGCUAUCCCUCCCAUUCUUUCGCAACGCCGCAAACGUCGACUCUUCUCCUUCUCUUCCUUGAACCUCGAAAUUUCAAAAGCUUCUUCUCUUCUCUGAGUUCAGCAAGCAGGAGAGCUCAAAAAAAAUAAAAAUAAAAAUGGCGAAAUAUGGGGAAGGUGACAAACGCUGGAUCGUGGAAGACAGACCAGACGGCACCAACGUCCACAACUGGCACUGGGCCGAGACCAACUGCCUCGAAUGGUCUCGCAACCUCCUUAGCAAGCUCCUUUCCGACCUAACCAUCGUGGAUGGCGAGGGCAACCUCUACAUCAAGACCAAGGAGGUCGACAAGGUUGAGGGCGAGGCAUUCAUUAACAUUCGCAAGGGAAAGAUUAUCCCCGGUUACGAGAUUAGUGUCUCCUUGUCCUGGGAAGGCGAGGCCCGUGACGCCGACGGCAAAUCCCUCCUCAAGGUCGACGGCUCCGUCGAAAUCCCUUACAUUGCCGAUGAGAACGCUGACGAAGACCCCGAAAUCAAAGUCACUGUCAUGGACGAAGGUCCCAUUGGAAGGAGAAUCAAGGACGCGUUCCUUUCUAAGGGGAAACCCAUUGUGUUGGAGAAAGUUAGGGUUUACGUUCAGAGUAUGGCUAAAGGUGGUCCUGCCAAGGAGGAAUUGGAGAUCAAGAAGCCUUCCACCAACGAGUCUUCUUCAUCACCGGCGGCCAUCGCUCCUUCCACAGCCACCGCCACCUCUACCGCUACCCCUACCCCUCCUGCUCAGACGAAGAAGGACACUAAGGGUAAGAAAGGGUUCAAGUCGAUUUCUUUGACUGAGAAGUUCCAUUGUCGGGCCAAGGACAUCUACGAGAUCAUGAUGGAUGAGAACAGGUGGAAAGGGUUUACUCAGAGUAACGCGAAGAUUAACAGGGAAGUCGGGGGACAGUUUAGUCUUUUUGACGGUUCAAUCACGGGGAUCAAUCAGGAGUUGCAGGAGGGUAAGCUGAUCGUUCAGAAGUGGAGGUUCGGCAGCUGGCCUGAUGGGAUACAUUCUAUGGUACGCCUUACAUUUGAUGAGCCGGAACCAGGUGUCACCAUUGUCAAGCUGACGCAGACUGAUGUUCCUGAAGAAGACAGAUAUGGUAACUCCACUGUUGUUGAGAACACGGAGAGAGGGUGGCGGGACCUUAUAUUCUACAAGAUACGCGCAGUUUUUGGCUUCGGAGUCUAAAAAUUUCACCAAAAUAUGCCGGCGCAAUGUAGAAUCUCAAAACCAGUCUUGUCUUUGAGUUUUACAGUUUAAUAUAAAGGCCCAAUGAUUAUUUAAUGUGAAUGGUUGGUGCUAUAUGCUGUGGACGACAGUUGAUUUGCUUGUUCAUGUCUCUUCAAAGAACAACUGUUUAUUGUUCUUAAGUCUGUCUUGAACCAUUUUCAUGUAAUUUAAUUCAUGGUAGCAUAUGAGGCCUGAUAAAGCAUUUUGUUGGUGUUUAUGGAAAGGUCAUCUUUGUCUUUUGAGGGUGCUUCAUAUUAUAU
Messenger RNA from Telopea speciosissima, 1518 nucleotides. RefSeq names its product activator of 90 kDa heat shock protein ATPase homolog. Gene Ontology annotation, molecular function: ATPase activator activity; protein-folding chaperone binding. Gene Ontology annotation, cellular component: cytosol. The record is from RefSeq and is a predicted model, not a curated record. The transcript has 3 exons. Gene Ontology annotation, biological process: protein folding; positive regulation of ATP-dependent activity. Bases 146 to 1216 code for a protein of 356 amino acids. NCBI's taxonomy places the organism in Eukaryota, Viridiplantae, Streptophyta, Magnoliopsida, Proteales, Proteaceae.